Molecule: messenger RNA, 455 nt
Organism: Ctenocephalides felis (cat flea)
Lineage: Eukaryota; Metazoa; Arthropoda; Insecta; Siphonaptera; Pulicidae
Product: trypsin-2-like
Exons: 3
Coding region: 45-455 (136 amino acids)
Biological process (GO): proteolysis
Molecular function (GO): serine-type endopeptidase activity
Source: RefSeq, a predicted model, not a curated record
ACCCUUCAUAUGAUACAUAUACCAUUGACUACGAUUUUGCGAUUAUGAAACUUUCGACACCUCUCAAAUACACGUCCAAAAUACAGCCGAUUACAUUGGCCCAGGCACGUGACCAAUUAUCGACUGGGACAUACCUAACUGUGGCUGGAUGGGGUACAACCGAGUCCAUGGAGGUGGAAGAUAUGCUAAAAUCAGUGAAAGUGCCGUACUUAUCUCUGAACGAAUGUUAUCAACUCUAUGGGAACCAGAUCACACCAAGAAUGUUUUGUGCUGGCUUAGUGUGGCAGGGCGGGAAAGACGCUUGUCAAGGAGAUUCAGGAGGCCCUAUUGUGUAUAAAGGUAUCCAAUACGGAGUAGUUUCUUGGGGAGCCGGUUGUGGCGAUGCCGGCAGUCCAGGUGUAUACUCCAGCGUUCCAAGCCAACGGCUUUGGAUCAAAAGCAUUACGGGGGUUUAA